Messenger RNA from Anopheles stephensi (Asian malaria mosquito), 5126 nucleotides. RefSeq lists its product as uncharacterized. The coding region runs from base 512 to 3805 and encodes 1097 amino acids. NCBI's taxonomy places the organism in Eukaryota, Metazoa, Arthropoda, Insecta, Diptera, Culicidae. Gene Ontology annotation, molecular function: protein binding. The record is from RefSeq and is a predicted model, not a curated record. The transcript is spliced from 9 exons.
UGCAAUGCGGCAUACUCAGCUCGUAUGCGUAGAGCAACAAUCAGUUCUCUUAAACCUUUCAAAGCGAACGCACACGCGUUCCGUCACCGAAUAAACACAGUUUCUUCUCACCGAUAGCAAAAAAAACUUCCGCUGAGGUUCGGUAACGAAAAAAGCAAGAGCGUACAGUGUCAAGCAAAACAUCAUCAAACAGAUAUAGAGGUCGACCAAAAGUUACCCCCUUGCCAUCGAGAGAUAAGGAUAAGUCGGUGAGUGAUCGACGACUAGCAAUUUCCGGAGUACCGCCCGGGUUUUGGCGGCUGUGUGUGUGUGUGUGCUUGUGCAAGCCAGUUAGUGUGACAAAGGCAACACGUGUAAGUGUCUGCGGUGUCCUGCGUGUGUGGUGUGGAAAGUUGCGCCGUAUCGAAAGCCCGAAACCGUCGUCCCUUCUUCUCCAAUUUUUGUCCCCUCCUGCGUCUACGGGCACUAAGCUGGAGGAGUUGAGCUCCCCAGAAAGGGUUCGAUUCACACCAUGAGCCGCCAGUAUCUACUGGUGCUCGCGGUAGCGCUCUGUGCGCUUGCCGUGCACUCCAGUCCGGCCCUCAAGCCGGACCUACCGAAGGCACAGGAUCCGCUGUACAAUAAAAUACUGGCCGAAACGACGCGCUCGGUCAUGGAUGCGCACGAUCGGCACUACAACAAGAUGUUGCCCCAGCCGGACGAAAAUCUGAUCAACUCAGACAUCAGUGAAGACGAGGACGGGGAUGAAGAUGACGCGAUGGCGAACGAUGAUAUACUACCGAAGAAAGCCGCCGACCUGAAUCCGAUGUAUGCGCAGCGAGGCAAACAACCGGCAAAGCCGGAAGUGUCCACCGUCGGUUCGGUAGCCAUCAACAAGGUAAAAAUCAACGAAGAUAUCGAUAGUUACGAGGAGGUGCUGCUGAAGGGUAACGGCAAGAGCGUGAAACCUUCCAAACCUACCACCUCCAAGCCCGCCGCUAAAACGGAAGGCGAAGACGAUGAAUACGAUGAUGAAUCGGACGAAAAGAUCGAUUUCUCCGGUGUAGACAAAGUUCUGGCUCAACCACUUAAACCGGUACCAGCUGAGAAGUCGGUCAAGACGUCACCGCCGAGCACAACGCUGAAACCGAAGAGUACCACCACCGGCAAGCAGAAUGUGGAAAUUCUUGACCAGUACGAUGAAGAUGCCGAUAUGGACUACCAGUACACCUACGAUGACGAUGAGGACAAUGAUGACGAUGAGGAUGACGAUGAUGAUGAUGACGAUGAGGAUGCGGAAGAGCUGCCUCCUCAGAAGGCUGGUAAGAACGUGAACAGCGAGGCCAAGAAGCAGACCAAGCCGGUCAAGAAGACCAAGGAGCAGAACAAAACUGCCGCCAAGGGUACCGAUGAAUCUUACUACUACGACGACGAGGAUGACGAUGAUGAUGACUACAACGUUGACUCGUCCAACAGCACCUACUGUCCACGGGGAUGUAUCUGCGAGCGUAACAUGCACUCGUACAUGGUGGCCACCUGCAGCCGUCUCGAUCUGGAAACGCAAAAGUUCACCUCCGCCAUCACCGAUCUGCAGGUGCUGGACGUUGGGCCCAAGUACCCGAUCGAGCUGGGACCGGAGUUCUUCAAAAAGAUUGGCCUCAGCCACGUCGUGUCGAUCAAGAUCACCAACUGCACGAUCGUGUACAUUAGCCCGCAGGCGUUUGCCGGUCUGGACGUCCUGUACUCGGUCAACCUGACCAACUCGGGCAUUGACAUGAUCCAUCCGGACACGUUCGCGAACAACACGAAGCUCCGCUUGCUCACCCUCUCGGGUAACGAUUUGAGCGCGAUGCAAAGCGUAAACCACAACACCCCGUACAUGGACUACAUGCUGAAGGCACCGACCGUGGAGGAGCUGGACAUUUCACGCUGCAAGCUGCAGGAACUGCAGCCGAACGCGUUCAACGAGCUGAAGAACAUCAUCUACAUCAACCUGUCCGAGAACAAUCUGAGCAAUCUGCCGGAGGGUAUUUUCGACAAUGUGGAAACCAUCGAAGAGCUGGACCUUUCCGCCAACAACAUUGCCGAGCUGCCGAAGAACAUCUUCGCCAAGACGUCGCUGGCGAUCCUGCACCUGAAGCACAACAAGAUCAGCAACAACGUGGACUUUGUGACGGCCGAUCUGCAGAAGCUUGAUGUGAGCUUCUGCCAGAUACGCACGAUCAACAACCAGAUGUUCAAGGGCAUGGAAGGACUGACCAACCUCAUCCUGAAGGGUAACCACAUCGAGAAGAUCAAACCGAUGGCGUUCAUCUCGCUGAGCAGCUUGCGCCAGAUCGAUCUGUCGUACAACAACCUGGAGCAAAUCUCGGCCCAAACGUUCAUCGGCAACAAGAUGCUGGAUAUCAUCCGCAUGAACAACAACCCGCGGCUGAAGCGUCUACCGAACGAAGGCUUCGAAAGCUCGUACAACGGUACGUUCAACGUGUACUUGAUGGACAUCUCGAACUGCGACAUCUCCGAGCUGGCGGACAACACGUUCAAGACGAUGCCACAGCUGACGCGGCUGAACCUGGCCUGGAACAAUCUGCAGACGAUCCGACCGCCGGUCAUGGCGCAUCUGAGCAAGCUGAUGGAUUUGGAUCUGAGCAACAACAUGAUCACGGAGCUGGAUGAGAAGACGUUCCAGAACAAUCGCAAUCUGAACUCUUUGAACCUGUCCGGUAACCAAAUCUCUAGCCUGGCUAGCAAGAUCUUCCACCCGCUGCAGUACCUGAGCGAGCUGGACAUUAGCGACUGCGAUCUGCGCACCAUCUGGGACGAUUCGGCCGUCAAGGCGAAGCGGGAGGAAGUUCUGCCGAACCUGAAGCGUCUGAACGCAUCGUACAACGAGAUCUCGGAGGUGUUUGUGUCGGAUCUCGCCUCGAUGGCUAAACUGCGCGUACUGGACAUCCGCAACAACUCGCUGAGCUGCAACGGACGUUUCCCAACGCUGAUCGAUUGGCUGCAACAGAAGCAGAUCUCGAUGGCCGAUAACUCGCACGAUCACGUAACACACGCCGAAAUGAAUGUUCUGCGCACGGACAACUCGGUUUCGCUGAAGCAGUGGGGACAGUUUGCCUGGGAAAUUUGCCAGGGCGGUAGCGGUGAUCCGGAUAACACACUGUCGUACAGUGAAACGGAGGAAGACUACGACGAAGAUGAGGAGGAUGAUUCCGAGGACGCGGAUGCCGAGGUGACGGCGGACACGAACGCCAAGUCUAACAAGAUUGUGGACAGCAAGAACGAGCUGGACGAAUACUCGGACGAAACGGCGGACAGUGACAGUGACGACAACGACAAUGCCGAUGCGGACAGCGAAGACGACGAGGAUGACGAGGACGCGGAUGAUGAUGAUGAUGAGGAUGAGGAGGAGGAGGAUGAUGUGCAGGAGCGUGAGAACAUCCUGGACGCCGCCAACGGUAUCCAGCAGAUUGAGCAGGACAUCCUUACCGGCAAGCUCAACAACAAUGCCGAUGAUGAUGAUGACGAGUACGAGGAUGACAGCGAGGGCACGAACGUGGACGACGUCGUCAUACUGGAGAACGCGUCCAUGUUCGCGCUGUCCACCGUUGCGCUGAUGGUUAGCUGUAUCGUGAUCGGUAGCUUGAUCAUGGUGCUGCUGGUUGCAAAGAUCGUCGGGCUGAUCUUCAAGCGGCGCGGCGAACGCUACCGCCAGGCACUGCUUGCAUCGAAGAACUCGUUCGUCUAUCAGAAGCUGACGGAAGAUAUUGUUGCACCGAAGGUCCCGAAGGUCCAUCGGUACGAACCGAUCAAUCAGGUGUAAAUGUCAGCAAAAAGGGCAACGCGUGAAAUUAGAAUGUGGUGUUUCGUUGCAAACACACACACACACAACGCACACCACGCACAAAGUCAGCACUGGAACAGGACGUGGUGUGUUCCUAGAUUUCGUAUACAUGCAGCAGUUAAUACAGCAGUCUGUUAUAGAGCAGUAGCAAGCAAAACAAAAUGCAUACUUAAACAGAACGCAACAUCAGCGAGCUUCCCCCGAUCUGAAUGGUCAGCAGAGUGUAUGUGUGUGCGUGUGUGAACGCGCGCGUGUGGCGGGAAAUAGAUAUGAUGUACUUAUCGAACAGCAAGCUCCUUAACACAGAUCGGGCAGCUCUAGCGAUGCAGAUAUUUUUUUUUUUAAUUUUUUAUUUAUUAAGGCCUUACAUUCUAACCAUCGAAGCAGCAGCAGCAUUGAUUUCAGAAAACCCUUCCUUCCCCGUUGCGGUGAUCCUCAAGAUGUGCAGUUCUCCAUCUUGCUUUUGCAGACUCGCCACAGGGUGUAGCUUUGAAUGCGAUUCCAAACUUCAAACGUACCAUCCGGGUGAUACGAUGUGGCGUCGACUUCCCGCUCUAGUAAUUAAGUGCAUCGUCCCGGACAGGCGGUUUCCCCGUAUCCAUCCGCUUAAGGAGCCUUUACUUUGGUAUGCUACCACGUGCGACUACACUUCGCCGCCGGUAGAUGGUUUGUGCUACUGUGUUUUUUACUAGCUUUUUGGUUCACCCUCUGAACAACAUUCCUAGUUCCGCUCGCAAAAACAAACAAACAAAUUACUAUUUUACAUGUAGCGUUGUAAUCAUUAGUUGGUUUGCACACACACAACGAGAACCUUAAAGCGAAAAACCAUAUGAAUCGGUUAUACGUGCGCCACACAAAACAGGCUUCCGGUUAGUGCCAUUUUGGUUUUCGAAACGUAUCGGGAAUAUAACAGACGAAAAAUUGCACCGAUUGCAGUCGAGAUCAACCGUCUUCGAUCGCCGGAAGCAUUCUACUUAAAGGCCGCAGGUGCUGCGCAGCAUCAAUCUACCAUCCAUUGCAGUUGAACAGAAAACAAAGCCCCCCCUUUCAAAACAAUCCCCCAGGGAAUCGCGCAAUACAUACUUAAGUACAUACGCCGUGAAGCAGCUCUCGGUAUCGCAGCAUAUUAUUCCGGCUGCCCUAUUUUUUCAGAAACAAAACCCCAAACAUUGUCCACAAAAUCCACAGGAAAUGAGUAUUUUUUUUUAAAUUCUGCUCUUUUUUUUAAAUUAUUGAGGUGUCUACCAAAAUAAACCAAUAAAAGGAUUUGAUAAAACACAUGCGUUUUAUCGAACCGGAA